Molecule: messenger RNA, 435 nt
Organism: Acaulospora colombiana
Lineage: Eukaryota; Fungi; Glomeromycota; Glomeromycetes; Diversisporales; Acaulosporaceae
Source: the annotation of a GenBank genome assembly
AUGGAUUUAGACUCGAAUUCGAAAAAUGAGAACCACUCGGUCAGGGUUGUUCUCGUUGGUGACGCAGACGUCGGCAAAAGUGCCAUUAUCAAGCGAUAUAGGCAGAAUACACCGCCUUCUCCUUCUCAACUUGGACUAAAAGGACAUGUUCGAGGAGGUAAUACGACAGUUGGCCUUGCACCCAGUUCAUCAUCCAAUCCUCAUGAACAACCGAAGCGCCGAUACGACCAAAGGGGGCCUACAGCUGGCGCUAAUUUCCUGGUCUAUGGGAACGAGGCCUUGCAGACUGUGACGUUAUCGUUAUUUGCUACGAUUGCUCAAGAGUGGAGACCCUUCAUAAUGUCGUUUACAAGGUAUGAAACCAAUUUCUCCUUUCAAAGUGAAAAGCUAAUCGACUUAUUAGUGGCACCCAAUGAUACUACACUAUGCUCCUGA